Messenger RNA from Schistocerca nitens (vagrant locust), 1698 nucleotides. RefSeq names its product transcription factor collier (gene kn). The coding region runs from base 391 to 1698 and encodes 435 amino acids. Gene Ontology annotation, biological process: regulation of transcription by RNA polymerase II. The record is from RefSeq and is a predicted model, not a curated record. Lineage: Eukaryota; Metazoa; Arthropoda; Insecta; Orthoptera; Acrididae. The transcript has 14 exons. Gene Ontology annotation, molecular function: RNA polymerase II cis-regulatory region sequence-specific DNA binding; DNA-binding transcription factor activity, RNA polymerase II-specific.
GGCCUGCACCACCAUCACCACCACCACCACCGCGGGCAGGCCACGCUCAAGGAGGAGCCGCUGCCCGCCGCGCGCUCCUGGGCGCUGCAGCCGCCCGUCGACCAGAGCAGCGUGGGCAUCGGCCGCGCGCACUUCGAGAAGCAGCCGCCCAGCAACUUGCGCAAGUCCAACUUCUUCCACUUCGUGAUCGCGCUGUACGACCGCGCGGGCCAGCCCGUCGAGAUCGAGCGCACCGCCUUCAUCGGGUUCAUCGAGAAGGACCAGGAGACGGAAGGCCAGAAGACAAACAACGGUAUCCAGUACAGGCUGCAGCUGCUCUACGCCAAUGGCGUGCGGCAGGAGCAGGACAUCUACGUGCGGCUCAUCGACUCCGUGACCAAACAGGCCAUUAUGUACGAGGGACAGGACAAGAACCCCGAGAUGUGCCGGGUGCUGCUUACGCACGAAGUCAUGUGCAGCCGGUGCUGCGAUAAGAAGAGCUGCGGCAACCGCAACGAAACGCCCUCUGACCCCGUCAUCAUCGACAGGUUCUUCCUGAAGUUUUUCCUCAAGUGCAAUCAGAACUGCCUGAAGAACGCCGGGAAUCCACGAGAUAUGCGGAGGUUCCAGGUGGUGAUCUCGACGCAGGUGGGCGUGGACGGCCCGCUGCUCGCCAUCUCGGACAACAUGUUCGUGCACAACAACUCCAAGCACGGCCGGCGCGCCAAGCGGCUCGACCCCGCCGAAGGCUUGUACCCUCCCCUUCCCGUAGCCACCCCCUGCAUCAAGGCCAUCAGUCCGAGCGAAGGCUGGACGUCCGGGGGCUCCACCGUCAUCAUCAUCGGCGACAACUUCUUCGACGGUCUGCAGGUCGUCUUCGGGACCAUGCUCGUAUGGAGCGAGCUGAUAACGUCGCACGCGAUCCGCGUGCAGACGCCCCCGCGACACAUACCGGGCGUCGUCGAGGUGACGCUGUCCUACAAGUCCAAGCAGUUCUGCAAGGGCGCGCCGGGACGCUUCGUCUACGUCUCGCUAAACGAGCCAACCAUCGACUAUGGCUUCCAACGCCUUCAGAAACUCAUCCCCAGGCACCCAGGAGACCCGGAGAAGCUGCCAAAGGAGAUAAUCCUGAAGCGCGCGGCCGACCUGGCGGAGGCGCUGUACAGCAUGCCGCGCAACAACCAGCUGGGGCUGUCCGCGCCGCGGUCGCCGCCCGCCGCCGCCAACGGCAUGCCCUCCGGCUUCAACACCUACACCGGCCAGCUCGCCGUCAGCGUCCAGGACGCGCCCUCCGCCGCCCAGUGGACGGAAGAGGAGUACGGCCGCGCGCAGAGCAGCAGCGUGUCGCCCCGGGGAGGCGGCUACGGCUCCAGCGCCUCCACGCCGCACUCCUCCAACGGCGGGGGCGGCGGAGGCGGCGGCGGAGGCGGCUCGUACGGAAACUCGUCCGGGGGCGGCGCGGGGGCGGCGGGCAGCGCGGGCGGUGCGGGCAGUGGGGCGGCCGGGGGCGGCGCGGCCGUCAUCAACGGCGCCGCCUACGCCGCCUCCGCAGGCGGAGCCGCCCUCUCGUCCAUGGGGUCGCCCUCAUCCGCCAGCCUCUUCAACUCUUCGCCCAGAGUGGGAGGCCUGGCAUCUCCGUUCGCCACGAUGAACCCGUUCGGGCUGUCCACGUGCAACUCGCAGUCGUACAGCCCGCUGCUCAGCUCGACGGGCAAGUAG